Plasmodium relictum is the source of this 3126-nucleotide messenger RNA. RefSeq names its product conserved Plasmodium protein, unknown function. Lineage: Eukaryota; Apicomplexa; Aconoidasida; Haemosporida; Plasmodiidae. The transcript has 3 exons. The coding region runs from base 1 to 3126 and encodes 1041 amino acids. The record is from RefSeq and is a predicted model, not a curated record.
AUGCAUAAUCUUUUAAAAAAUACAUUAAACUUUGACAACUUUAAAAGUAUUAAACUUGAUUUAAUUAACAAGAUAAAUGCUUUUGAUAACAUUGAUUCUCAUGAAGAAAAUGAAGUGUUUAAUUUUUUAAAAGAUAAAAAAUUCAUUUCUGAUGGGUUAUAUUGUAGUAUUCCCGAAGACAAUGAAAAUACAUUUUCAGUUAAAAAAGAAUUAGGAUAUAUUAAUAAUUUAAAACUUUACUUUAACUCCAUCAAAAAUUUUGGCAUUAAUGAAGUAAAAAAGCUAGAUAAAAAUAGAGGAGAAAAUAGGAUUGUUCAUAAAAGAAUUGUGAAUUAUUCUUCAUUUUUUAAAAAUAGGAAUAAUGAUAUUGAUAGAAAACAUGAUAUAAAAAAUGCUGUAUUACUUAAAAACACUUUUUUCCAAAAAAGGAGAAAUGAACAAGGAUCAACAAAUAAUACGUUCUGUAAAACAUUAUAUAAAAAUAUAGAAAAAAAUGGAAUUAAAAAAAAUAAAAAUUUCCAAAAGUUUAUGUUAAAAUAUAAUUUUAAGAUACCUGAAAAUGACUCUAAAAAAAUACUGAGAAUAACCAAUAUGAGGAAAAUAAAUCGUAAAGUACACAUUUAUCGUUAUUACUAUAAAAAAUAUAUUCUUGAAAAAAAGAAUUUUAGAGCUCUAGAAAUGCAUUUAAAAAAAAAAAUUCCAUAUAUAUCUUUUAUUAAAAAAAAAUUGACUGGAGAUAGAAAAUCAUUUAAAAAAAAGGGGAAUUAUAAUAAAAGUAAUGAUAUUCCUUUAGAAAAAAAAAAUUAUUAUUUAAAAUCAUCUUUAUACAAAAAGGAAUAUAACAGAGACUCACUGAAGGAGUUCAAACAAAAUAUCUCAAACUAUGAUAAAAUAUGUAGCUAUGAAAGAGUUAAAAUUUUAUGUGAAAGGGAUUAUAUAAAAAAUUUAAAAGUUCCAAUACUUAGUAAUAACGAAAAUAAAGAUGGAAUUAUUAAAUGGAAAAAAAAAAAUAUUAAAGGUAAUGAAUUAAAAAAGAACAAUCAUUACUUUCAAAUUCCAAAAUUCGAUAGUAAAAGUAAAACUUCUUCAAGUUUGAAAAAUAUAAACUUAAGUAUUUUUAGGAGAAUGAGCACAAAUAAUCAACAUAAGAGUAAAAAAGAAGUUAAAAUAAAUAAAGAUUUACAUUACGAUUUUCACAGUAAUAAUAUUAAUUUUUAUGAUACACUGAUUAAAAAGGAAAAGUACAAAGAGGAAAAUAAAAAUAAGGAUGAAUAUUUUUUUUAUAAAAAUGUAAUUCAAAAUAAUGAAAUGAAAGAAAUUAAAGAGAAAAUUCAAAAAACAUUAAUAAGUUUAAACAACAUUAAAAAAAAUAAUUAUAAAUUAAAAUUUUGUCUUGAAAAAGAAAUUAUAGACAAUACAAUUCAUCACAAUGAAUUAAAAAAGAGUAUAUGCUCCCUUUUUAGUGAAAAUAUUCUACAGAGAAAAAAUGUUGAACUAGAUAAAAGUAGUGAAAACAAAAACAUUGAAGUGAACGAAAGUAAUAGGAAAAUGUAUAAUAAAGGUUAUAUAAAAGUUAUUAAACAUAAUGGUGAAAAUGGAGAUGAUGAUAAUUUGUGUAACGAGAAUUUGAGUAAAAAUUUACAGAAAAAUUUGACGUUACAUAAAAAAAAAAAAUUAAGUAUUUUUUUAGAUAAAAUGACUCAGGUUAAAAAGAAAAAAAUUCACGAAAAUUUUUGUGAUUUUUAUAAUAAUUGUAAUGACAAGAAAAACGAAGGGGCAUUAUUUAGUGACAACAAAAAAAAUACACAGCUUAUAAAUAAUGAUAUAGUAAAAAAUACUUUUAAAAGUAUCACAAAGUUAGUAAAUAAUUCAGAAGAGAAAAGGGAUACUUUAAAGGAAUUUAACAAUAAUGAGUUUUCUGGGAUAAAACAUAUAAGUAUAAAAAAGGAAGAAAGUAACAAAAAUGUUAAUAUAUAUAAAAAAACUUUGGAUAGUUUAGAAGAGUACCUCCCAUAUAUAAAUUUUUUAAAAUUACAUAAUAAGAAAGAAGAAAAUAACCAUAUUCUUAUAGGAAAUCGGGAUUAUGAAAAGCCAGUAAAUUGCAAAAUUAGUAGUGAGGUCAUAGAACGUAAUGGCAAUACUAAAUUUUAUGCAUUAGAACAAAAUGAGCAUAUAAAUUUUUCUGAACAAGAAAAAAAAAAAAAAAUAAAUACAAAUUUUAAUAAGGAAGUAAGCAUAUUAAAUACUAAAAAAUUAAGGAAAAAAAAUUAUAGUUGUAAAAAUUUAAAAGAUGAGAAAAUUAACAUUAAUAUUAUGAAAAAGGUAAAUAAUUACAACUUCAUUACUCAAGAAAAGAGUAAUACUUUAAAAAUUUCUCAAAAAGAAGAUUCUUAUAGAAAUAAUGAAACAUUAAAUAGAAAUUUUUUAAAAAAAUUAAAAAGCAAUAUUAAAAAGGAAAUAAAAAAUAAUGAAAAAUAUUCUGAAAAAAUAGGAAUAAAAGAAAAUUACAAAAAAAGCGAAUGUCUCAAUGAUAAUGGAAUCACAUAUAACAUUGAUGAAAAAGAACUGAAUGAACAAAUAGGGGGAAAUAUCCAUAAGAAAAAAAAAAUAUAUAGAAAGGAAUAUUUGGGUUAUGAAGAUAAACAAAAUGAAUUAUUAAAUAAUCAAAAAGAUAAAGUAGAUAAUAGCAAUGUAAAUAAAACAUUUAAUGCAAAUAUUUUAAAUGACAUUUUUGUUGAUGAUAAAAAAGUAAAUAAUGGAGUUAGUUCAAAUUUUUUUGUGAAAAACUCCAUUAAUUUGCAACAAUUUGUUUUAAAUAAAACAAAAAAAGAAAAGAAAGAUUUUGUUUUAGAAGAUGUUAGAAAUAUUAAAAGGAUAAUAAAUUCUGAAAUAUAUAUAAAUGAGAAAUUUGAAAGAAUACAUAAAAGAAAUAAAAAUGCUAUAAAUAUAAUUGAGAGUUAUUUAGAUAAAAGAAAAAAUAGAUAUUUUGAUUUUCCAAAAGAAAAAGAUGAUAUAUACCUACAAAAAAAUAAUAUUAUUGAAAAUUUAAAUGAAAAAAAAAAUUUUAAAUUUUUGCCAGGUUUACAUGAACACUAUGCAUUUUUGUUGCUUAACUUUAGAAAUUAA